Molecule: messenger RNA, 2826 nt
Organism: Exophiala spinifera
Lineage: Eukaryota; Fungi; Ascomycota; Eurotiomycetes; Chaetothyriales; Herpotrichiellaceae
Exons: 1
Coding region: 1-2826 (941 amino acids)
Cellular component (GO): cytoplasm
Molecular function (GO): metal ion binding; glycerophospholipase activity
Source: RefSeq, a predicted model, not a curated record
AUGAGUCACAAUGUUCAUUCAUUGGGUCCGACGUGCGCAUUCUACGAAGAGGAUGACCCUGCCUCCCCGGGCGAUGGCCUAACACCACCGAGAGUAAAGGCACAGUUCUUUUACGUGUCUUCCCUUCCUAUCGACGACCCGCUGUCUCCUCUGCCUCCUGUCUCGGCCGACAAAUCUACAGAUUUCCCUCCGCAGCCCUUCUCAGUCCGGGACAAUGCGGCGCUCGAAGAAGCAUGGCAGGCGUUCCAGAGUAGUGGGCGCGGGACAAGGCGGCCUGAACCAGAACGUGGGAGGAAGAACUUCACCCGUGGAAUAUUCUCCUUUCCCGAUUUCAGAGAUUCUAGUGGCUCUUCCUCUGCGCAACGGUCUCCCAUGAAGGAUGGUUCCAAGUUUGGCGGUGGGUUAGGCAGACAAAAGCUGGCUGCAACCGAGAAAGAAGUCAUACUAGACCAAGUGCCUUCGAACUCGAGAAGCAACGCCGAACCCGUGGAUGCCCAAGAGUUGGAGGACAGCUCGGAUGACAACAACGCCGGGGCUCGGGAGCCGUCGAAGAACAAAAGGCAUUUCUCUCCUUUCCGCCAAAGGCACAAGAAUGGCAAAGCAAGUCGGGACAACUCACCCAGGGCCUUGAAAGACGGAGACCCACAGGUACCCUCUGCUCAAAGUACGGCACAAAUGCAGUCUGACAUUAGUGGCCGGCCCUUUGCUCGAGCGCCCAGCGGACGUAAUAUUACCUCGGGUUAUGCCAACGGUGCCGUGUAUGGAACUUCAGACGUAUCGGAAGAUGACUCCAAAGACCGAAGUCGGUCACGAAGUAUAGGUCGGUGCCGUCAGAAGAGAAAGGAAGAAGGCAAGGUCUUUGUACCUGUCGGGGUGUCCCGUUUGCAUUUGGUCGAAAUGCCCGAUCUGAUCAUGAAACCCAUCUAUUGGUCUCCGAUAAAUGACACCUCGAACGUGAUAAGAGCAACCUGGUUCUACAAAGACACAAUGCUACCUGUGCCGGCGGAAGUAGCAAACCGACUGGAAGUAGGCUAUGAGUAUAUGAUGCCCUAUGGCGCUUCUUACCAGGAGGAGCUCCAAGCCUGUAUUGAGAAUGGCGCCUCGGCUGAGAUGAAGGUUGUACAUAAGUUGUGGCCGGAUGAGCCUAAGGUCAGCAGCAGGCCAGGAACCGCCGUGGACAUGAAGGACAACAAGCUCGACACUCAUGAAGGAUUUGGCGAGGGCUUUCUCCCCGAGCGCGCCGCCAAUACUGCGGCCGACCCCCGGAAAGCCAAAGAUCGACGACUAUUCUCGACACACAGUGUAAUAUACCUUGACGCCAGAAAUGCGCAAAUUUUGAGGCCUAGUCUCCUGCCUUCCAUCAGCCAGAAUCGGAGACCUUUGAGUUCUUUGCGAAAAGGACGCCAAAUUGGCGUGGCUGUUGUUCGUGGCUUCGACCGCAAGGCGUGGCUCAAAAUUCAUCCUGAUCCAAAGAUGGAUGCUAAGGCUGCACACGCUAAGGUGGGAGCGUAUAUGUCUCAGUCAGGAGACGCUACUACUAGGGGGAGGAGAAUGUCUUGUCCCGCUUGCGACCAAGAUGCUAAAGCCCCGAAGGUGUCAGAUCUCGUGCUUGUCAUCCACGGCAUUGGGCAGAAACUUUCUGAACGCGUUGACAGCUUUCACUUCACUCAUGCGAUUAAUGGACUGAGGCGCGAGUUUAAUGUCGAACUGUCGUCCGAGGCCGUCAAGGGUAAUCUGAGAAAAGGCACUGGUAUCAUGGUAUUGCCUGUCAAUUGGCGCCUGACAGUGUCCUUUGAAGAGGAGGGCAGUGCUUGCAAGGAGAACGUGGAGAAUAGGUACGCAUUGAAAGAUAUUACACCAGACAGCCUACCAAGUGUGCGGUCUCUCAUUUCCGACGUCAUGUUGGACAUCCCGUACUAUAUGUCUCAUCACAAGGACAAGAUGACCUCGGCUGUCGUGCGGGAGGCGAACAGGGUCUACCGGCUUUGGUGUCGAAACAAUCCAGGAUUCGAAGAGUAUGGUCGAGUUCAUCUUAUUGCACACUCACUCGGAUCCGUUAUGGCGAUGGAGAUUCUCAGCAAGCAGCCCACUAAGCUUGGAAAGGACAUCAAGUUCGACACCAAACGGCCGAGCGAGAAGUUUUUUGAGUUCGACACCACCAACCUGUUUUGCUGUGGAAGUCCGAGUGGGUUUUUCUUGCUGCUCAAUAAUGCCAGUUUGAUCCCUCGCAAAGGACGAAACAAGCCUGGGAUGGAGGGUGAAGACAGACAGCCUGGAAUUGCCAGCGAAGCUAGGUAUGGUUGUUUGGCGGUCGACAACAUCUACAACAUUUGCCAUCGAAAUGAUCCCAUUUCGUACUUACAAAACGCCUCGGUUGAUCAAUUAUACGCAGCUUCCCUCCAGCCUGCGUCAAUUCCAAGUGCUAGUGUUGGCUUCAUGACACGGAUUGGCAAGAGCUUGCGGUGGGGUUCGACCUCGGCGUCUGACGCAUAUACGGCGGUGGUCCCUCCUACUCGACCGGAACUACAGCAUAUCCCGAGCACGGUUGAGCUCGAGACUCACAACUUCACCCGCGAAGAAGUGGCAGAGAAAAGGAUGUUUCUACUCAACGACAACGGUCAGAUUGAUUGGUUCCUAAAUUCAGGCGGCGGCCCUUUGGAAAUUCAGUACCUCAACAUGCUCAGUGCACAUAGCAGCUAUUGGAUCUUGCAAGACUUUGUACGAUUUCUUGUCGUGGAGAUUGGAAGAGAGGCAGGGAAACACCAUACUCUUCCGGCUUUGAGGGCAGUGAAGAAGAGAGAAUAUAAGAGAGGCGACAUUGAGUGA